Messenger RNA from Sorghum bicolor (sorghum), 2417 nucleotides. RefSeq names its product ankyrin repeat-containing protein At2g01680. Lineage: Eukaryota; Viridiplantae; Streptophyta; Magnoliopsida; Poales; Poaceae. The record is from RefSeq and is a predicted model, not a curated record. Gene Ontology annotation, cellular component: plasma membrane. Gene Ontology annotation, molecular function: protein phosphatase regulator activity; protein phosphatase 1 binding. Bases 78 to 1931 code for a protein of 617 amino acids. The transcript is spliced from 4 exons.
UCGCACGAUAUAUAUACAGAACGAACACAAGCUAAGAUAAAGUAGCUAGCUCCCGAUCAUCACGAAAAUUCAACAAAAUGGAAGACUCCAUCGUCAUGCCGGGUUCCGCCGCCGCCGCAGCACCACCACCAGCUGAGCGCCCAUGCAAUGGCGCGGCGGACCAAGGCCAGCAGCAGCUGCAGGUCGAGGAGCAGCCUGGAGACGACGUCGAAGCAGGACUACGGCAAGCCCCUGGCGGUGACGUUUUGAUUCCCAGAGGCCAAGCAGGGGUCGAAACGGAAAUUCAGAAUGCAGGAGAAGAGGACCUGGAGACGCUCCUGCACGUAGCAGUGAGGAAACGUAAUGACAAUCCUGCAGAGUUUGAAAUUUUGCGUAGAUUUGCAAAAAGCCCGGACAUCAACGGCAUGACUCCGCUAUAUCUAGCUAUCUUCUUGGGAUACGGCGACAUGGCUGAACUGCUGAUUAGAACCUUUGGUAGGGAUCUGUCAUAUGAUGGACCAAAUGGACAAAAUGUGCUACACGUCGCAGCUCUUCGAAGUAGAGAUGUUACCCAAAAGAUUCUAGAGGCGCAAAAAGUUCUUCUGAGUAGUAAUGAAGUCAGUUGGGAGGAUCUGAGGAAUGUAGCUGAUGCCUCUGGAAGUACACCUCUUCACUUUGCAGCAUCAGUUGGAGUGAAGGGCGUAACAAGCCUUCUGGUCGAUGGUGACACAACUGGCAUGAGGAAGAAGGCGGUAGACAGCAAUGGGAUGUGCCCCAUACACAUAGCUGCUUCUGUUGGAGCAAUGGACGCAGUACACGCUUUGGUCGGUGAAGAAGACACACAUGCGGCCCUGCGUGAGAAUCGUAUGGGUAGGACGUUUCUUCAUAUCGCCGUUGAGAACAAGAAGACAGACGUAGUCAAGUUGGUAUGUAGAAAAUCGCGCCCAGCGUUCAGGAACAUUCUUAAUAUGAAGGACAAGGACGGAAAUACUGCAUUGCACCUGGCCGUGCAGAACAGGGACGAGUCUAGUUUCAGCCAUCUCGUUGGGAACAGGUAUGUGGAUCUCAACCAUGUCAACAAGGAUGGCUACACACCACUCGACCUUGCGAGCAAGAUAAAGAUAGAAAACAGUUUCGCCUCUCCCAAGAACCCAACGGAAUGGAUGGUCAGAGUAUUGGCUCACUCUGGAGCUUAUUUCGGCGCCCACAGACGUGACAUGAAAUAUGGAACAAUAACGCAAAAGGACCAACGAGCAGAUCACACAGCUCCGUCGACUGAAACAAGAACGCAAAAGAAGAAGAAAAAGAAGCAAGCAGCAGAGCUGGACGAAAGCGUCCUGGUUGCGUCGGCGCUGAUUGCGACGGUGACCUUCGCCGCGGCGUUCACCAUGCCGGGGUCGUACAAGACGGAAGGCCACCGGGCAGGCACGCCGGCGCUGGCCAGCCGCUACGGCUUCAAGGUCUUCGUCAUCGCCGACAUCCUGGCCUUCUACUGCUCCGUGGCGGCCACGUUCAGCCUCGCCGAGUACGGCAACCGGGGCGACGUGGACCCGCUCGUCCGCCGCGUCUACGCGCAGCGCGCCGUGCGCUUCUUCCACGUCGCCCUCAAGAGCGUCAUCAUCGCCUUCGCGCUGGGAGUCGGCGUGGUGAUGUGGGACGUCUCUGUGGUCACCGUCGUCAUCGUCGCCGUCGCCACCUCGGCCUUGGUGCUCUACGGGAACGAAGCGCUCGCCCACGACCUCAGGUUCAUGCUGGUGAUGUAUCGAAGGUUUGGCUUCUCGCGUGCUUGGGGACUCUGCCCGUCCACGAGCUCUCAUCUCCACUGGAACAGCUGGAGGCUCAGGAGCUUCUUCGCGACGCUUGCCUGGAACAUAGCCAAGCUUUUCGGGACCUAUAUCUUAAUAUUUCUGGUUGCUUACAUUGCCCAACUCAAGCAGAAAUCUGGCAUUUAAUUAAUAUCCAAACACGUCUGCAUGUGUCGUCCCUAUGACAUUAUAUAUUGUGCAUGUGUCGUCGCUUUAAUAUUUGCUUGUCUUGGAUCAAGACAAGCAAAUGAAACAAGCAACUCAGAUGGUACGUGCCUCAUUGAAGCGAUGAUCCAUCUCCAUGAUUAUAGUAUCAAGUGCAGCAAGGAAAGUAGCAACAUGGUAUGCUCUUGAGUGAUAAGUUGCCAUCAAGUCUUGAUCUGCCCCAUCUUGGUAUUGCCUCUUUCAUAUUUGGUAUUGGAAUUUCUUUUGCAACACAAAAUGAUUUGACCUCUUUCAAUAAUUGCUCCCAGCCUUCAUUAAUUUCUUAAACUGGUGUGCUUUCACAUCAACAAGCAAUGACAUAGACUCAACAAUGUUUUGGUCUUUUCUUUGAAAAAGAAGAGACAGCUCAUUUGUAAUAUGGAACACUUUCAACAUCAACUUCAUAUUUAAAACAAAGGAAAAGCUUUC